AUGAACGGCACUGACCAUGAUACUGAUACCAAUGACGCUACAGCUCUGACGAGACUGCUCGAGGUCUCUACUACAGUACUUCAUCAGGCGGUUGAUCUUGUGGACAAUACCUUGACGACCGAUGAGCAGCUAACUGUGCAUUCACAGUACAUGCCCGGAUCAACGAUUGGCAAACAUCUAAGGCAUGCCAGAGAUCAUUUCGUUCUUCUGAUGGAUUCCCUUUCAACGCCUGUGCCUCAUGCAUUGGACUACGAUGUCCGGAUACGAAACACACCAAUGGAGACCAGCCGGCAGGCCGCAAGAGAUGCCUUGGAUGCGGCGAUCGGUCAGCUAGAGAAAAUCGUUCCUGACACAAAAAUGGACGAGCAGAUUACCCUACAUGCAGUUACGCCAUAUCCGCAAGUCGUCCAAACAACCUUCGGGAGAGAGCUGUGGUUUGCCUGUUUGCACGCCAUACACCAUUGGUCAAUGGUCCGCGUUAUUGCCGGAGAACUUGGUCUCAAGCUUGAGGAUUCAUUUGGCUUCGCACCGUCCACAUUGGUGCACGCUGCGAGUGGAUCGAAGGCACCAUUGGGCAGGCCCAAAAUGUAG
This is a messenger RNA of Fibroporia radiculosa, 591 nucleotides long. RefSeq lists its product as uncharacterized. The coding region runs from base 1 to 591 and encodes 196 amino acids. The transcript has 5 exons. Lineage: Eukaryota; Fungi; Basidiomycota; Agaricomycetes; Polyporales; Fibroporiaceae. The record is from RefSeq and is a predicted model, not a curated record.